AAGCUUCCGAUCAGCUGCCUCCGCCCGUCUCCGCACGCCCCCUUGCCCGCCAUGGAGCGCCUGAACGUCCUCGCGCGUCAUGUGGUGACCCCCGGGGCGCAGCCAGAGACGCAGCGGCCGUGGCCCGACGGAGUCGCUGGGAAGCCCAAGAAGAAGGUGUGGUACGCCCCCUACAAGUUCGAGGCCUACGGUGAGGAGGAAAUCCAGGAGGUUGUCGCCUGCCUGCGCGACGGCUGGCUCGCGCCCGGGCCGCGCACCGAGGAGUUCGAGGGCAAGGUGGCCGCGAUCUUCGGGAAGAAGCACGGGGUCAUGGUCAACUCUGGGAGCUCGGGCAACAUGAUCGCGCUGGCGUGCCUGGGCCUCGAGAAAGGAGACGAGGUGGUGACGCCCGCCUGCACGUUCUCCACGGCCGUGGCGCCCAUCACGCAGCUCGGACUGACCCCGGUCUUCGUGGACGUGACGCCCAACAAGUACGUUCCCGAGGUGGACGACAUCCUGGCGGCGAUCACACCGAGGACGAGGGUGCUGCUGAUACCCAACCUGGCCGGGAGCAAGUGCGACUGGAAGGAUCUCCGCGCCAGGCUCCCGAAGCGCGACCCGCCCAUCUACCUCUUCGAGGACUCCUGCGACAGCAUCACGUACACCGCGGAGACCGACAUAGCGGUCAUCUCCUUCUACGCGUCGCACAUCAUCACUGCCGGAGGCAUGGGCGGCGUCGUCAUGUUCAACGACCCCGCGCUGCAGG
Molecule: messenger RNA, 745 nt
Organism: Prorocentrum cordatum
Lineage: Eukaryota; Dinophyceae; Prorocentrales; Prorocentraceae
Source: the annotation of a GenBank genome assembly